AUGAACCUAAAGCAAGACACUUUCGAGAAGUUGCUUAUGAUACUGUGGGCAUUGUGGAAGAACAGAAACACUAAACUCUGGGAUGGUUGUGCACAAACAUCUACUGAUAUUGUGUUCAGCUCCUUCUCUUGGUUGGAUGAGUUUAGAAAGGCACGACAUGAUGUUGCUGCCAAGCUAGUUAAAAUGCAAAAGAAACCAUGGAAGCCUGAUCCAGAAAAGCGAUGGAAACUAAAUGUUGAUGGUAGUUUCUUACCAAACCAAAUGAAAGGUGGUCUAGGAGGAGUCUUGCGUGAUGGGGAUGGUGGUUUCAAAGCUGCAUUUACACAGCCAGUACAACAUGUGGAUAGUGCCAAACAGGUAGAGCUCCUAGCAAUCAAAGAAGGUUUGCAACUGUUACAAUCUUUGAAGGUGCAAUCUGUGGUGAUAGAGUCUGAUUGCCUGGAAGCUACUUUGGACAUAGGAAACCAAAGGUACGAUCUGAUUGAUUAUUCUGCAAUUAUUGAUGAUAUAAGGAUGACUCUGGCGUCCUUCCUAGGAGUGCAGAUUUGUUUUGCUCCUAGAACUUGUAAUGCAGUAGCUCAUAGGCUAGCUAGCAUAGCUUUUGAUGAAAACUAUACAUCAGUUUGGAUUGAUAAGGUUCCAGAAUGCAUUCUGGACGUUUUACAAUCAGAUUGUAAUCAGCCGACUUAA
Rosa rugosa (rugosa rose) is the source of this 690-nucleotide messenger RNA. RefSeq lists its product as uncharacterized. Gene Ontology annotation, molecular function: nucleic acid binding; RNA-DNA hybrid ribonuclease activity. Lineage: Eukaryota; Viridiplantae; Streptophyta; Magnoliopsida; Rosales; Rosaceae. The coding region runs from base 1 to 690 and encodes 229 amino acids. The transcript has a single exon. The record is from RefSeq and is a predicted model, not a curated record.